This is a messenger RNA of Sardina pilchardus (European sardine), 2165 nucleotides long. RefSeq names its product stomatin (EPB72)-like 1 (gene stoml1). Lineage: Eukaryota; Metazoa; Chordata; Actinopteri; Clupeiformes; Clupeidae. Bases 104 to 1402 code for a protein of 432 amino acids. Gene Ontology annotation, cellular component: plasma membrane. The transcript has 7 exons. The record is from RefSeq and is a predicted model, not a curated record.
GGCGACAUAGGUAGCGGACGGGUUUUGUUUUUCAGCACCUUUAUUGGAUAAACAUGCCAGGAAUAUAUUUACGCUAGUGAACUGACUCUCAAACCAGACAAUAAUGUUUGGGAAUUCAUAUCGAAAUGAGUACAAAGCUCUUCCUCAGAAAGACUCGGCUCAUGUUACAUUAACAGGACCUGGGUUGUUCGCAAGUGACUUGGAGCGAGCCCAUUAUUAUGGCCAGAAGGGUCACUCCUUUGAUUACGUUCCCAGAAUCACCGACAAUGACUUCACAGACAGAAGUCAAGGAUGCCUGUCUCGUUUGUGUCACUUGAUUGUCAUUCUCCUGGUGUCAUUAUGCACCUUCAUAACUUUACCUGUGUCGGGGUGGUUUGUUCUCAAAACCGUGCCCAACUACGAGAGGAUUGUUUUCUUCCGUCUGGGUCGAAUUCGCCCCCCUAAAGGUCCCGGGGUAGUUCUGAUCCUGCCUCUGAUUGAUCAGUGGCAACGGGUAGACCUGCGAACCAGAGCAUUCAACAUACCGCCAUGCAAGGUAAGUACUCGAGAUGGAGGGCUGGUGUCAGUGGGAGCUGACAUUCAGUUUAGAAUCUGGAGCCCCGUGAUGUCUGUGGUGGCGGUGCAGGACCUGAACUCCUCCACCAGGCUCACAGCACAGAAUGCCAUGACCCAGAGCCUCAGCAAGAAGACGGUCAGGGAGAUCCAGACGGAGAGGCUCAAACUGGGGGACUACCUAGGGAUGGACAUCAAUGAGUUGACCAAGCCGUGGGGCCUGGAGGUGGACCGCGUGGAGCUCACCCUGGAGUGUGUUCUGAAGGGCCCAGAUGGCGUCACCCACCCAGGCCCCCUGGCAGUGCCCUCCUCGGCCGCGGUGUCAGGCCUGGACGGUAUCCCCGGGCUGGAGGGCAUCGGCGGGCCCAUCCAGCAACUAGCCAUGCAGUUCCUAGGCAACAUGAGUAAUAUGACCCAGUCUCGCCAAGAUAGUGCAGCGGUGACCAUAGUGGACGAGGUGGCAUCUGAGCGUGCUCCCCAGGGACAGAUGACCGGCGCUGAGCAGCUGCUGCUGGCCGUGAGGCCGGUGCUGUCAGAGAGACUGGUCCAGGUGGUGGGGGCCUGCUACCAGUUCAACAUCAGCUCCAGCAGCGGCCAGACCAGCACCUACUACCUGGACCUGAGCCAAGGCAGUGGUGCGUGUGGGGCCGGUCCUCCGGCACGGGAAGCAGACGUGGCCCUCACCCUCAGCGAAGCAGACCUGCUGGCCAUGUUCCAGGGCCAACUGAAGCCCCUGGCCGCGUACGCCUGCGGCAGGCUGGGGGUGGAGGGGGACAUGAGCGUGGCCAUGAGGCUGGAGGAGCUGAUCAGGGCCAUCAGAGGAGCGACUCCUGCAGCCGCACACAGCUGAGACGCAUCCCGCCUGAUUAAACACUGGGGAAACGCACAAGGAAUACUGUGUGGGAAUGUAUAAGAAUAAGUAAGAGAAUGGUUGGUAACACUUUAUUCGGCUAGUCCACCUACACAGACUUAACAAAUGGUUUGCAUUAAAUUCCACUUUUUCAAUGAACAGCACUUUUACCAAACCCAACCCCUAACUUUAACCAUAAAUUGUAAGAAGUUUGUUUAUAUUCAGAGGAUCUGUAGAUACGAUCUGAUCAUAAUAUCAGGGACCAAUUUUGGCCUAAAGGUUAAUACACUCCAUGCUUUCUAAUACAUGUUAGUGGUGGGAAAUAACACUCUGGAGACAAACAAAUAUCAACAGAUUAAAAUCUGCAUCUGCAGUCUGUAAAUGAUUGGCGGGUAUUUUUGAACAGGGCAUAAGGAAGCCUAGGUCAUCUUGAGUAGCUGAGAUAUGGAAAAGACAUCUCAUGUAGUUAUGAGAGUCAAAGGACAUCUUUGAGCUCCCCAAUUUGUGCCUUCUCAGGUAUUUAGAAAGACAGUUGAUUUUUGUAAAAUAGUUGUGAUCCAUGAUACAUUUCCAAUCUCCUGAAAACGUUAUAGUCUGUGUUGUGUUUCAAUGUUAUUGUUGUCUGUGGUUGACUUUUGUGUAUAUUUAUUAAUUUUAAUGACUGAUGUUAAUGCAUUCAUUCUGGGUGCCUUGCUUUUGCAGUGAGAUGUUUUACAUGUGAGUUUCCUCUGUCAAUUGGAAUGAUUUAAAUAAUAAAAAAUGA